Molecule: messenger RNA, 2479 nt
Organism: Cebus imitator (Panamanian white-faced capuchin)
Lineage: Eukaryota; Metazoa; Chordata; Mammalia; Primates; Cebidae
Product: EF-hand calcium-binding domain-containing protein 14
Exons: 1
Coding region: 823-2313 (496 amino acids)
Molecular function (GO): calcium ion binding
Source: RefSeq, a predicted model, not a curated record
CCUCAAACUCCCGGCGGGAGCGCUUGCGGUCGCCCGCGGCACCGCGUCCGCAGGCCCAGACAGCCGGGCGCGGGUCCCGCAGGGGCGGGACUGGCUUCUCUCAAGCUGAGCCCUUCUAACCGGGCUCCGGAUCUUCCAAGGCCUCGGGCCCCCUUCAUUUUCAGGACAGAGGCCGGAGAACGGUGGUCAUCACACACCCCAGCCGGCUUCCUGACCCGGGCAUUUUCUGUGCGGCCAAGCAGUGUUGGGGUUGUAGCUGCAGGGAGCCCCCUCCUGCCACGACCUCUCCAGCCAGGAAGAAACUGACGCGUUCCCACGUUCUUGCCCUGCACCUCCCCACUCUUCCCAUUCAGAAACAAGCUUCUCUUCACUCUGCAUUGGAAAUCCUGCCCCGGAGGUUCAAAACGCCUAUUUUGUGUGCCCUUCCCCAACUCCUGAAGCACCCUUAGAAGUUUUGCCUACUUAAUCAGCGCUGAGAAUCCUUAAAUUUGGACUUGGCUUUCUUCACCCUUUGGGAAAUAAAGAUCUCUUUCCAUCCUCUUUACUAACACUCUGCGCCCAAGGCGUUAUCCCUUGGGGUCGCCACCUCCUUGGCCAUUUCUACCUGACUUCCCACAACCAUCUGAGUUCCAGUUUCCUCUGGGCUCCAAUCUCCAGUCCCUGGCGGAUCUGGUCAGUCCCACCCCUAGGUGGGAGUGACCAGGGGGCUCUGGCCCAGGAUUCCCAACCCUGGAAGGCAGCUCCAAGGCAGGAAGGGAAUUGGGCGUCGGGUACGAACCUGGCAGCUCAGGAGUCGGGGCUCCACUCACUCCACACAAGAAGAUGAAAAAGCGCAAAGAGCUCAAUGCAUUGAUUGGUUUGGCUGCGGACAGCCGGAGAAAGAAGCCCAAGAAAGGGCCAAGCAGUCACUGCCUGCUUCGCACUGAGCCUCUUGACUCAGACUCUGAGUCAAGCUCCGAGGAGGAAGAGGAAUUCGGUGUGGUUGGAAAUCGCUCUCGCUUUGCCAAGGGAGACUAUUUACGAUGCUGCAAGAUCUGUUACCCGCUCGGUGGUUUUGUCAUCCUCGCUGCCUGUGUUGUGGCCUGUGUUGGCUUGAUGUGGAUGCGGCUUGCUCUCAAGGAGGAUCUGGAUGCCCUCAAAGAAAAAUUUCGAACAAUGGAAUCUAAUCAGAAAAGCUCAUUCCAAGAAAUCCCUAAACUUAAUGAAGAACUACUCAGCAAGCAAAAACAACUUGAGAAGAUUGAAUCUGGAGAGAUGGGUUUGAACAGAGUCUGGAUAAACAUCACAGAAAUGAAUAAGCAGAUUUCUCUGUUGACUUCUGCAGUGAACCACCUCAAAGCCAAUGUUAAGUCAGCUGCAGACUUGAUUAGCCUGCCUGCCACUGUAGGGGGACUUCAGAAGAGUGUAGCUUCCAUUGGCAAUACUUUAAACAGCGUCCAUCUUGCUGUGGAAGCAAUGCAGAAAACUGUGGAUGAACACAAGAAAACGAUGGAAUUACUGCAGAGUGAUAUGAAUCAGCACUUCUUGAAGGAGACUGCUGGAAGCAACCAAAUCAUUCCAUCACCUUCAGCCACAUCAGAACUUGACAAUAAAACCCACAGUGAGAAUUUGAAACAGGAUAUCCUGUACCUUCACAACUCUUUAGAGGAGGUAAACAGUGCCCUAGUGGGGUUCCAGAGACAGAAUGAUCUUAAAUUCGAGGGAAUGAACGAGACAGUCAGUAAUCUUACCCAGAGAGUCAACCUGAUAGAAAGUGAUGUGGUUGCUAUGAGCAAGGUAGAAAAGAAAGCAAACCUGUCCUUCAGCAUGAUGGAUGAUAGAUCUGCCACUCUGAAAAGAGAGUCUUUGGAUCAAGUCACUAACAGAACAGAUACAGUAAAAAUCCAAAGCAUAAAGAAAGAAGAUAGUUCAAAUUCUCAGGCAUCCAAGCUAAAAGAGAAACUCCAGCUGAUCAGUGCCCUUACAAACAAACCUGAGAGCAACAGGCCUCCAGAGACAGCUGAUGAAGAUCAAGUAGAGAGUUUCACAUCAAAGCCAUCAGCAUUGCCAAAAUUUUCACAGUUUCUUGGACACCCAGUUGAGAAAGCUGCCCAACUAAGACCUAUCUCCCUACCAGGAAUUUCUAGCAUUGAAGAUCUUCAGGAUUUAUUCCACAAGACUGGCCAGGACGUGGAUGGGAAGCUGACCUACCAGGAAAUCUGGACCUCCCUAGGUUCUUCUGCUGUGCCAGAACCAGAGAGCUUGAGAGCAUUUGAUUCCGAUGCAGAUGGAAGAUACUCAUUCCUGGAACUAAGGGUAGCUUUAGGUAUCUAGCCUCAUCAGGCAUAUUUUAGGAAUAGAAUGCCUAAUAUCCACUUACCUAACAACAAAACAGCUGUUACCCAUCAGUCCUCUAGUCCUCCAAACUACUGUAGCAGAUACUUUGCCACCUUUUAACUUGUUUGAAGAAAAUAUAUAAAAGUUAUUUUUUUAAAAAAGA